AAGAAAUUUCUCAGCCGGACCGAGAGGAUAAGAGAAUGGCUGGUCCCAUAAAGCCAUGAAAGAGGGCUACUCAGUGCCCAGCCUCAUUUGAAAACAAAAUCAGACCUGGGACCUAUUUAGUGAGGCGGAGCGACAAUUAUCGCGCAGAGGGCAGCUGCAGCUGCGCAGAGUCGCAUUUCCGUCCCCGCCUCCAAGACGCUGCAGAAUAAUCUGUCAUGGCGGCGGGGCUGUUAGGUUUGUGGUCUCGUCGCCUUUUGGCGGCAACGGCGAUGCGAGGGCUCCCGGCUGUCCAUGUCCGCUGGGAAUCCACCGCCUCCAGGACUGUGGUUGCUCCGCCCGCCAUCACAGGGAAGCGGCCACGGGAACCGAUCAUACGCUGGCAGGAAGACCCGGAUCCCGAGGACGAAAACCUCUACGAGAAGAACCCAGACUCCCAUGGUUAUGACAAGAAUCCUGUUGUGGACCUCUGGAACAUGCGUGUCGUCUUCUUCUUUGGCUUCUCCAUCGUCCUAGUCCUUGGCAGCACCUUUGUGGCUUACCUGCCUGACUACAGGAUGCGCGAGUGGGCCCGCAGGGAGGCUGAGAGGCUUGUAAAGUACCGAGAGGCCAAUGGCCUCCCCAUCAUGGAAUCCAAUUGCUUCGACCCUAGCAAGAUCCAGCUGCCAGAGGAAGAGGACUGACCAGUUGCCAAGUGGGGCUCAGGAAGCACCACCCUCCCCACCCCUCCACCUGCCUUCUGCCCUCUCCUCAGAGCACCUAAUUAAAGAGACUGAAAAUCUGA
This is a messenger RNA of Trichechus manatus latirostris (Florida manatee), 781 nucleotides long. It is a transcript of the gene NDUFB11, whose product is annotated as NADH:ubiquinone oxidoreductase subunit B11. The transcript has 3 exons. Lineage: Eukaryota; Metazoa; Chordata; Mammalia; Sirenia; Trichechidae. The coding region runs from base 216 to 680 and encodes 154 amino acids. The record is from RefSeq and is a predicted model, not a curated record.